UCAAAGUAGUGCAGACUUCUUGCCCGGUUCCAGCUGUCUCUGGUCUCUCCAGGAAUGAGAAGCGAUGGCCGGCUCUGCCAACGAGGAAAAAACCUUCAAGAGGUUCUUGGAGCUGUUCUUGCGGGAGAUGAAGCCACCUCUCCAGGAGGACGUACCUCUACCUAUGCGCCCCUUGACAGACCUCAUCUCGGAGGACGAGGUGGAAGGGGAAUGCCUCGACCUGUGUCUCCAGCACCUUUGUAAAUAUAAUUGCCCUUUCUCCUUGGCUGCAGCCCUGGCCCGUGGUACAGCUGAUAGUAUCCUUCGAAGUGAUCUCUCCGUGUACCAUCUCAACAAGAGUGUUGAGGACGGAAAAGACACGCUGCCUCAGAUUGAUUCGGUGAAGCUAGCACGGCUGGUCUUUAAUAAGCUGUGCGAGACUUGCUGUCAUUGGCUCAAAGAGUUCCCUAAUCGCCGCCGCCACUUGCCGUACUAUGAGACCUCCAUCCACGCCAUUAAAAACAUGCGCCACAAGAUGGAGGACAAACACGUCGUCAUUCCUGAUUUCAACACGCUCUUCAAUUUGCAGGAUCAGGAAGAGCAGGCAUUCUUUGCCGUGUUUGAUGGUCAUGGUGGGGUGGACGCUGCCAUCUAUGCUGCCAAUCACCUGCAUGUAAACCUCGUCAGACAGGAGAUGUUCAGCCAGGACCCAGGCGAGGCCCUAUGUCAUGCCUUCAAACUGACAGACGAGCGAUUCGUACAGAAGGCCUCGCGUGAGAGUCUGCGCUGUGGCACCACAGGUGUCGUGACCUUUCUGAGGGGACACACACUGUAUGUGGUCUGGCUGGGCGACUCACAGGUCAUGAUGGUUAAGAAAGGUCAACCGGUGGAGCUGAUGAAACCACACAAACCAGACAGAGAGGAUGAGAAAAAGAGGAUUGAGGCUUUGGGUGGGUGUGUGAUCUGGUUUGGCACAUGGAGGGUCAAUGGAAGUCUGUCCGUCUCCAGAGCCAUCGGUGACACACAACACAAGCCCUAUAUAUGUGGUGAUGCUGACAGCACCACCUUAAACCUGGAUGGUAGUGAGGACUACUUGAUCCUUGCCUGCGAUGGCUUCUAUGAUACCGUGAGUCCAGAGGAAGCAGUGCGGGUGGUCAGUGACCAUUUGCUGGAGAACAACGGCGACACCGCUAUGGUGGCCCACAAACUAGUGGCCUCAGCCCGAGAUGCAGGGUCCAGCGAUAACAUCACAGUCAUUGUGGUGUUUCUCAGAGACCCUCGUUUGCCCCCACCCUCAGACAAAGCGGAGCAAGAACCAGAAGAAAAACCUGUGGAAGAUCCAGGAGAGGAGGAGGAAGAGGACGUAGAGCCCUUGCAAAGUGAGUUGGUGUGUCAGGAUGGAGGGGCAGAGAAUGGAGGAAAGAAUCGGGGUGGCUGGCCACUCCAGCAAUGUUCUGCACCAGCUGACCUGGCCUACGAAGACCGUAUGGAUUCGUUUACGGACAGAACAAGUCUGAGCAUCACUGGGCCGAACCUGCAUGCAGAGACUGGCUGCUUCAGGCUCCCAGCUUCGUCAAGCCUUCCCCCAACCAGAGUCUUUGCGUCAGAUCUCAUAUCCCCCUACAGCGGGGUUGGCGCGGCCUGGCGCCCUUACCAAGAGAUGGGCCUUUCAGGGUUCAGACAAAAGCCCCAGCCUAAGCCUCGGGUCCCCUCCUACACGCAGUCUAGCUCCGAUGGACAAUUGCUGGAGGUGGCUGCGCUCUUCCCCCAAGAAGGACGGAGGAAGAGGCGGCUGGAGUUUAUGCCGCUACGGAGGGGGUCACAGCGCCUGAUCCAGAGAGCCAGGGAAUGCCAUGGCCCUCUGAGCUGCUUCCCUAGCAUGCCCUGUCCUCUCCGGUCCCCAGAGAGGAAGCCUGGGAUAGCCUUUCCCCAUGUAACCCACAGCAAAAUUAUCUAAUCAGCAACUCCCUGCCCCAUCAUACUGCCCUCCAUCAUUAAGGCUAAAAUACACUCAUAUCAAACAACACAAGCUGAGGAAACAGUGGGCAUGUAUACACAAGCUUCGUUCCAAAGCCAAGUGAGCUACGUUAAUAGGCAGCAUUGUAAGGCAUCGUUCCCAGUGCAAAAGCUGUUCCAAAAAGUAGGCAGUAUGUUUAUGCUGCCUUCUAAGAUUUUCUACGAAUUCAAAACUAUAGUAGUAGGCAGCAUUGCAUGGAUCCUUUGCAAAUUCCAAAAUGCAUUGCGACAAUCUCAGUGAAAUGUAAUUCAUUCAAUAUGAAAAAGUAUUGAUAUAAAUUAAGUUAGGAUGCUGUCUAUGUAUGCAGUAGGCAGCAAGGCAGCUCACUAGGUUUUGAAACAGAGCCACACAUUUAAACACACACAAACAUAUACUACAUUGCUCUAACGCUUCCUCUCUCAUCUUAUAUGAGCCAGCCUACCAGAUUCCUUCAUCUCUCUCAGCCAGCUUUAUCAUCCUCAUAACCCUUUACCUGCUCUAGUUUUUGUGUGUGGGUGUGUGUGCAGAAGGGACAACAGAGUGUUAACACCAUCCUAAUACUAUUCUCUGUGCGCACACACACGUUCACACAGUAGUUUAAAUGUCACACUCAGUGUAGUAGUACCUUUUAUCAAGCAGAUGAAUGCAGUCAGCGAGAACAUUACUGAAUUUCAUUGCUUAUAUCUUACUGUUACCUGAGGCGAGUGAGGAGAUACAGCUCUUAGUUGCUAAAGCCAUUUUUAAUGUUCAGACACUAUGUAUCAGAGACGUUUUUUCUUCUUCCAUUUUUAUGUUUUUUAUGAAGCUUGUACUUGUUGUAUGAACUUGUAAGGUGAAAAGAUGUCUAUUUUAAAUUGCGUGAUUAUGACCUAACGGUAGUGAGUAAUUGAUAAGGGAGUGGCAACCAUCAUUUUUGUUUUUGUGGGGGAUUUUUUUGUCACUUUUCCAUUUUUAAACCCAAAACUGGCUUGUUUGGGUAGCUACCACGCCAAGAUAUAACAACAUUACUGACAGACAACAUCUGCUACAUUUCUAAUGAUUGCUUAAGUGCUGCUGUUACAGUUUGAGGGAGAGAAAGGUUUUAAAAUAAAUAUAAUUGCGUUUGUAGAUGAGCUGUUAGACAUAUCUGAUCAAAUUUAGAUGUACUGCAUAUUCUAUACAUAUUUCAUUAAUAUAAAAAAUGUUUUAAACCAAAGAAGGAAGGAAAUGAUUUUUCAGGAGGUACAAUAUCAUCACUAAAUAAGAUGUAUGUUUUAUACCAAGUGCUACAUCUACAAAGUUAUGCUUGGUGUCAAAGUUUUUAGAAAAAAAUUAGUCGAAGAAAUUCUUGAAAUCUUGAGUUCAAAAACAAAGCUUUUGGAACACAUAUCUCAAAUCUUGAUAAUGGCUUGUUUUGGACUAAGAUAUGUUAAAUUAUAUUUACAGGGAAUGUGAAAAUGUAGCCCUAAAAGAAAAACUAGGGGUGAAAAUCUCUUUGUAGUUGCACUUUCAAGUGGCCCUCAGGUGUUGAGGACAUAAAUAGUGUAGUUCAAGCAGCACAAUGUGUGCCUUUAUAAUCUUCAACACGCCUGUGUUCAACAGGAUGGAAAGUGGACACAAAGUGAUCUCUGAUCUCUCUUCCACUUGUCUCUAUAUUUGGAUUCAGAUUUAUUUGGAUACAACAUUUUAUUUAAGCACCACUGUAAAAGACUGGCCACACACAUUUUUACCAAUGUUUACAUUUGUUGCAAACGUUUGAUUUUGCAGCCAACUUAAUCCACCCCUAAAAAUUAACAUUUUAAUUUAAAUGAGCAUAGUGAGGGACUCAUCUAGUUUUCCAAAAAAUGAGGAAGUGUUGUCUGUCUCUCAGUCAUUGCUAUCAUGGCAUCAUAAUGUAUAGAAUUACAUUGCCUUAUAAAUUCAGUAUGUGACAAUUAGCUUAAAGAAUGGUCUGAAUUAAAACAACUUCAAUUAAUUAAGUUCAAUUAAUAUCUUACGAUUAUCAUCAAAAAAACACCUUCCACCUAGAAAAGAAGUCCCACAUCAAAAGAACAGUUUAGAUACUCAAAUAACAAACAUUUCAAGUGAUUAAAAUAAAACAAAUUACAAGCUUAAUAUUUCUGCUUUUAAACCUUCCGGUCCACUUGCAGGCUAUGCUUGUACUGUAAACACAUAUUUUGUUCAUUUUAACAAAACAUGAGACAAGUCAAAAUGAUUUACCGUGGUAAUCGACACCAUGACACACAUGCUGUCCGUAGUUCGCAUAUGCUGUCCAAAUUGUAUUUAACCAAUAACGUUCCUUUAACCCAAACAAUCUUCAUGCAUAAAGAUUACAAUCAUCUCCACUUCUCACCAAAGUCAUAUGCUUGUGUUCAUAUUCAUAAUUCACAAUCUACUGCAGCCAUGAUGCCAUUGGGUGGUUCUGUUCAAGAAACCUGUGCUGGCCUGGUCUUUGACACAAACCACACAUGUUCUUUUGACUACUAAUGCUGAAAACCCUUUAUUCUUUCCCUCUUCCAUCUAAAACUAGAGGAAUGACUUGUGCCAUUCCAGCCGUGCCAUUGCACUCAUCAUUUUACUUGUAUUUCUUUCUAUUUUUGUUGGAGGGAUGGAUAAUGGGUGGUGGGUAGGUGGUACAGGGUAUAAGUGUCACUUGUCUGUUGUCAUUCAAGCUGUCUUCAUCUGCCUCCAGCCAAGUAACUUUUUGAUGCAUGGACCCUACCCUGCUGAAAAGACCAUCUUAAACCAGCAUGAAUUUCCAUGCUUAUCCAAGCUGGUUUAUGCUAGUCGGUGCUGGUCUAGCUGGUGGACCAGCAAACCAUGUUGUUCAUCAGCAAAAAUUGGCAAAGGAGGCUAAGUAGUCUGGUAGGGACCACAGUAUACCAGCAUCCAAUUCUGGGGACCAGCAUUGAAAACACAACAUAUAGUAUGCUGGUCUUUUUAGCUGGGUGGGCUUGGCUUCACACCCACAUGUUUAUGUGUUCACAGAGACCCUCCUGAAAUAUAUCUGACACCAUUGUCCCCUAAUAGCCCUCUCCUCUAAGAAUGGGGCUUGAAUCUUAUCUUGAAUCAUUGACCUACAGGAAAGUAGAGAAUUUGAACUGUUAUGGUUUAUCUCAACUGAUUCAGAAUGUAAAUCCAAAUGCAAUUAAAUAUUUGGCCCACGUUAAAGAUGCCCAGACUGUCUGGAAUGUAUGUGAUUAUUUUCGCAAACUACCAUCAAUUAUGAGAUUUGUCAACUGGUUUUAUACCCUUGUGGGAGAUUUCAACGAUUCGGAGCGUGUUGAAAAUGUCACCGGCUGCCCUACAGGCUUUAUCGUGCCUCGUAAAUCCAAUAUCUGCUUUUGGAGAGGAAACAUUUCCCUUAAGGCCUCCAAGAUGUCAUCGAUGGGCUGAAGAUUUGCCCUGUCCCAAAUGGUACUCUUAACCCUCAAUGUCCUUUUUGGAGUCUACACAUUGCCGUAUGGACUAGGAAGUUGUCUGCUGUAAAGUCCAGUGCAAGCUUAGCAAUAAAGCAGCCACAACGAUGAAAUGGGACCCUCUACGGUCAAGUGGACUUUACGUAAGCAUGUGAGCGAAGGCUACAGGACCGCAAGUCCAUCAAGUCCGCCAUUUGGGCCAGGGCCAUUGAUGACUGAUUGAGUGCAGCUUUCUGGACAUGGACCUUUCAAAGAAGCUGUGUGCUAAAUGAUGUACGAGGCCUAGAUUCAGAGAUAACCUUCCACUUUUGCCCUCACUAUCAUGUACAAUCAUUCCCUACAUACCCCUAGCACCUCCUAUGGGGGGCACAAAUUAUAUAUUGGAAGUGUGGUAACUUACAUAUAUUGUAUACAUGUAUGUACGCAUGUGUGUUUUGAGAAUGUGUGUGGUUGCGUGUAACAUUCAGGAUGUGUAAACGUUUCUGUCUUAUAAAUGUGCUAUUUUAAUCACCACUGAUAACUCAGAUGGAUACAGAAGUCUGUAACGCUUUUCAGUAAACCUCGCCCUGCCCCUUUCAUGGCACACUAAAGAACAUACUUGAAGCAUCAAGGGAAGCAGGCAAGUCUAACAGAUGCAACAUUUUGGGUCUGUAAUAGUCACAGGCUCUCAAGAAGUUUUAUUCACGAAGUACCAAUGGUGUUGAUGAGAUUGCCAAGUCAAGCACCAAAGUUCCGGAUGGUUCAUUUAAAUGGUCGAGUGCAUGAUGCUCUCAAAGGAACGUCUCUUUUUGUCUUCGUGUACUCUUGAGCCUUGGCCCCUAUGGAUUGCCUGUUAGACGCAGUGUUUCCCCUGUUAGUGAUAGCUGCGAGUACUGCGCUCUAGCUUUCAUGACGGUUAGCCCUCUUCACUUGCUGUCACUGCUUUUUGUCCAUGUACUGUUCAGUACUGCUCUUUUUCUGCUAGCAAUAAUGAACCUACACAAGCCAUGAGUGAAGAGAGCUCUUUCAAAUUGCUCUUCUUCUCUAAAGCAAAGCUGAGGAAGGGUUUAAAGGAAACGGGGGAGUGGGGGGGGACGUAUCUUAAAAAAAGAAACCUAUGUUACUGAUGGUCAUCACUGUAUUCUAAUAAACCUGUGUUGA
Molecule: messenger RNA, 6513 nt
Organism: Xyrauchen texanus (razorback sucker)
Lineage: Eukaryota; Metazoa; Chordata; Actinopteri; Cypriniformes; Catostomidae
Product: protein phosphatase 1E-like
Exons: 7
Coding region: 65-1936 (623 amino acids)
Biological process (GO): negative regulation of protein kinase activity; protein dephosphorylation
Molecular function (GO): protein serine/threonine phosphatase activity; cation binding
Source: RefSeq, a predicted model, not a curated record